AUGGACUCCCCCGCCAUCCCGGUCCCGCUGGACCCGCGGGAACAACCCAUCCUCGAGCGCUUACUUCGAACUCGUGACGCCCUGUUGCUUCUGAAACAAGAUAAAUCGUCAUACAUCAAGUCUCGCGAUGUUCUUCCACUUUAUGAGGAGGUUAUUGGAGAAGUGGAGAAGCUCAAUGCGGCUCGAAAGCAAUUGGAUCGCCGCUUGAUACACAAUCGAUUGGACUAUGUUCUGGACGACUGCUUUCAAUUGAUUUCUCUGCUGUUCUUAACGGUUGGCAAGAACAAUGAGGCUCCCGCAGUGUACUCACUCGCGACGACCAUUCAGCGACUACUCGACCAUCUCGAAGAAGCCGGUUUCUACAGCUCGAAAGAUCUAAACUCUAUCACCAAGACCCUUGAGACGACAAGGGACACCCUCGAUCGCGGCCGUAACACAUACUCCCCAGCUCUUCUUACUCUUCUUGAGAGUCGCUUGGAACAAUGCCAGGUCUCUUUGGACAAGCUGCAGAAAGGGCUUGCCGUUUUUGCCCCACCCUUGGCCCAGACGCACGAGACACUUGUUUCUAUUCUGCGCUCCACAUCUGCAGCCAACACCCGCUCAAAGUUUUCAUCCACGGAGGUGAAUAGCCUUAGGGAUCAAUUGAAGAAGAUCGAAAAUCAAAUGAAAGAUGGCAACUUUGUGGAUGCUGACGGGAACACCCUUGCCGGCCAAGAUGAGCUCAAAUCUUUGAUGGAACGAUGCUGGCGCUGGACCGAGAUUGUUCUGGAGCGCCAAGGAAAAAUCAAGGAAGGGUUCCAGGACCAGUAUGAGCGACUGCUCGAGAUUCGAAAUCAGCUGGAUCGCUUGUCCGUUACACAGGCCUGGUCAUUACGCGAAACAGAUCUUUUCGGUUAUCAGCGCAAACUUGACCGAAUUGACGAGGCUCGUGUUAACGGCAACUUUGUUGAUGCCGAAGGACAGGCUGCUGACCUCCACGCACAGAGGACUCUUCUGUAUCUCAUUCGACGGAGCUACGCCUACAUCUACGCCCUUUUGAUCUCGUCGGAGCCUGUGUCUGAGGCUUUGCUCCCGGUCUACAAUCAGUUGCAAACUCUCCGUCGCUGCUUGAUUGAGGUUAAGGAGUCUGGUGGCGUAUCAAACUCAAGAGAACUGUACCCAUACAGCAUGAAGCUGAACUCAAUUGACAACAUGCGCGUGGACGGAAAGUUCUACGUAGGCCCUGAUAUUCCCGAAGGACAAGGUAGCGUGAACGCGCUGUUGGCCGAAUGCUACGACUUCGUCUGGGAACUUAGGGCCGCCGUGGCAGAUGACGACAGCCAGUAG
Penicillium malachiteum is the source of this 1326-nucleotide messenger RNA. RefSeq lists its product as uncharacterized. The record is from RefSeq and is a predicted model, not a curated record. The transcript is spliced from 8 exons. The coding region runs from base 1 to 1326 and encodes 441 amino acids. Gene Ontology annotation, cellular component: cytoplasm; nucleus. Lineage: Eukaryota; Fungi; Ascomycota; Eurotiomycetes; Eurotiales; Aspergillaceae.